AUUAAGCAUGUAAAAAUUUGAUUUAAUAAACAAUAAAUUUUGAAGUAAUAAUAUACUGUUUUAUCCACUAUACUGUAGUACCCGUACCACUGGACAAUCUUAUGCCGUUUAAGUAUAAAAUAUAUGUAUGACACGAUUGUCAUUUUACGUUGUUGUACAAGAAUCCAAAAAUUCGUUUAAAAUGGAGAAUGAAGUUCGAUUAACAGUGCUGGUUACUGGAUUCGGACCAUUUGGAUCUCAUAAAAUUAAUGCAAGUUGGGAGGCAGUGAAACAACUUCCAGAAUUAUUCAAAACUCUGGGAGAUUCGAUGAAGAUUAACUUAAUUGUCGAAGAAAUACCUGUUGCAUACAAACAAGUGUCGUUUAAAGUGAAGGAAUUAUGGGAAAAAUACAAGCCUUCUAUAAUAAUGCAUGUAGGUGUGUCGAGGCUCGCUACAUGCUUAGUGAUCGAACGUCAAGCAAAUAACAAUGGCUAUAUCAAAUCAGAUAUUUUUAAUAAUUGCCCAGAGGAAGAAGAUAUUGAUUCUCAGAUAUUAAAAACUACUUGUGACGUGAAAAAAAUAUGCGAGGCUGUUAAUAGAAAAUCGGAUGAAAUAAAUUGCAAAGCCAGUAUUUCCGACGACGCAGGAAGAUAUUUGUGUGAAUAUAUUUAUUAUCAAUCGUUAAGCAUAGGGGAGCCUCAAGUUUUAUUUGUUCACGUUCCUGAUUUACAUAUAUAUCCGAGUUCAAAAACUGCUCAAGGAAUUUUAGAAAUUCUCCUUUUUUUAAGCAAAACUGCAAUUGAAUUGAAAUAGAAUAAAAAAUAGACUGCAGUUAAGUAGUUUUUUUUAAAUUACUAUGUUCAA
This is a messenger RNA of Ceratosolen solmsi marchali, 844 nucleotides long. Its product is annotated as pyroglutamyl-peptidase 1. Gene Ontology annotation, molecular function: pyroglutamyl-peptidase activity. The transcript has 2 exons. Bases 128 to 793 code for a protein of 221 amino acids. Gene Ontology annotation, biological process: proteolysis. The record is from RefSeq and is a predicted model, not a curated record. NCBI's taxonomy places the organism in Eukaryota, Metazoa, Arthropoda, Insecta, Hymenoptera, Agaonidae. Gene Ontology annotation, cellular component: cytosol.